Molecule: messenger RNA, 606 nt
Organism: Wallemia ichthyophaga EXF-994
Lineage: Eukaryota; Fungi; Basidiomycota; Wallemiomycetes; Wallemiales; Wallemiaceae
Product: Imidazoleglycerol-phosphate dehydratase
Exons: 2
Coding region: 1-606 (201 amino acids)
Biological process (GO): L-histidine biosynthetic process
Molecular function (GO): imidazoleglycerol-phosphate dehydratase activity
Source: RefSeq, a predicted model, not a curated record
AUGAGGCAAGCUUCAGUCGAGCGCAACACAGGCGAAACGCAGAUCAGCGUCAAGUUGGCGAUAGACACGGUCAUGAAUAAGCAGAAGCAGGUGAUAGAUGUGCACACUGGGAUUGGAUUCCUUGACCAUAUGUACAGUGCCCUAGCGAAACAUGGUGGCAUGUCACUCGAAAUGCAUUGCAAGGGUGAUCUAUGGAUAGACGAUCACCACACUGCGGAAGAUUCAGCGUUAGCGCUAGGCGAUGCAUUCAAGCAGGCAUUGGGCGAUAUAAAGGGCAUCAAACGUUAUGGUUAUGCUUACGCUCCCCUCGACGAAGCUCUGUCGAGAGCUGUACUCGAUAUCUCAGGAAGAAGCUUCUGCGUGGCGGAAUUGCACCUCAGGAGAGAGAAAAUAGGCGAUCUUAGCUGCGAGAUGAUUCCUCAUGUCUUUCAAUCUUUCGCUGAUGCUGCUAAUCUUACCCUUCACAUCGAUUGUGUUAGAGGUUUCAACGAUCAUCAUCGCUCUGAAUCGGCUUUCAAAGCUCUCGCUCUGGCCAUCAGAGAUGCUAUCAGCUACACAGGAUCAGGCGAGAUACCUUCAACCAAAGGUGUUUUAGCGGGCUAUUAG